UAAUUAUUAUAGUAUUUGAACGCUUUCUAUAUUUAAAGCUAUUUUUCCACUGGAAUCAUGACAAUCGGCUUUAGAGCAUUUUCCAGGCUUGUUGCACCUAUUGUUGGUAACGUAGUUUGUUUAUCAAGAGCUCAGUUCGUCACAGGAGUAAAAAUGGCUGAGAAUCCCGAUUACAAAACUGCAACUUCGGUCCAUGAGUUUACCGUGAAGAAUAUUAAGGGGGAUGAGGUGAAGCUGGAUGUGUACAAAGGGCAUGUGUUGAUUAUUGUGAAUGUUGCAUCGCAGUGCGGCCUUACUGCUAACAACUACAAACAACUGAACGAGCUGUACGAUCAGUAUGCUGAGAGCAAAGGUCUGCGCAUCCUGGCGUUCCCUUGCAACCAGUUUGCUGGACAGGAGCCUGGUGACCCCGAGCAGAUCCAAUGCUUCAUCGCUGACCGUAAAGUGAAGUUCGACAUGUUUGAGAAAAUUGAUGUCAAUGGUGACGGUGCCCAUCCUCUGUGGAAGUUCUUGAAGCACAAACAAGGCGGCACUUUGGGCAGUUUCAUCAAGUGGAACUUCACCAAAUUCAUCAUUGACAAGAACGGCGUUCCCGUUGAACGCCACGGACCCAACACAGAUCCUUUGGACUUGGUCAAAUCCCUUGAGAAAUAUUGGUAAAAUAAAACCCUAAAGGUAGAUUAAGGCCCCAAAAGUGUGCCAGUAGCAUCACAUUGUAGGAUCACAUUCACGGUCCGUUGUGUUUUCCAUCAUUUUUAUCCGCAACUUUUGCGAGAUGCCGCGACAUUCGUGAUCUCAAACGAGCUUGAGUUGAUGAUUUGCUUGAUGUCCCGCACAACGGAGCGUGAUUUGAGCACACAACUAACAUCCUGGGGUUCGAUUCGUGUUCUAUAUUCAAAUUAAGAUAAAAAUGAGUAACAAUGUUCAGAAUUAGAUAUUAAGAUAUUUACUUGAAAUGUAUCACGCUUUAUAGUAGUUGCAAGUUUAGGUGUUGUGAUUAGCUGCCAUCCAUUUUUUUUACGGAUAUGAUAACACCAUAACGGUUAAAAUGAUAAAAUUCUCGUCUUUUGGGAACAAUUUGUUAUCAAACACGGACUUCGAUCUUUUCACUAGCUAUUAAUUUACAUUGGUGAUACAUAAUAAUUAAAUGGCAUACGAAUUGUGAUUUUUCGUCAGUUGUUUUUUCUAGUCUAGAUUUUUUCGGCUAGAAUAGUUGAGUACCAUUUAUAAGGUGCAAGUUUAGUGUAGUUAAGGGUAAGGGAAAAUCUAAUCGGGAUUUAUAAACUCAUAAGAGUUCUUUUUAUAUAGUUUCACUAAAAUAUGUUUGAUUCAAAGAUCAAAAAGACAUAAGUAGUUUUAUAUACUAUUAAUCAUCUACACCUUUGCAUUUGAAUGGCUGUCGCACUCUAUUAUAUAAUAUACGUCUGUUAUAUGUUUGUAAUAUAUCUAAUACAAAUAUAUGUCUUUCCGUUGCUAUUAUUGUUCACAAAUAAACUAUAUUUUA
Messenger RNA from Pectinophora gossypiella (pink bollworm), 1504 nucleotides. RefSeq lists its product as uncharacterized. Bases 58 to 660 code for a protein of 200 amino acids. Gene Ontology annotation, molecular function: glutathione peroxidase activity. Gene Ontology annotation, biological process: response to oxidative stress. The transcript has 4 exons. NCBI's taxonomy places the organism in Eukaryota, Metazoa, Arthropoda, Insecta, Lepidoptera, Gelechiidae. The record is from RefSeq and is a predicted model, not a curated record.